Asterias rubens (European starfish) is the source of this 1755-nucleotide messenger RNA. RefSeq lists its product as uncharacterized. Bases 1 to 1755 code for a protein of 584 amino acids. Gene Ontology annotation, molecular function: DNA binding. Lineage: Eukaryota; Metazoa; Echinodermata; Asteroidea; Forcipulatida; Asteriidae. The transcript is spliced from 2 exons. The record is from RefSeq and is a predicted model, not a curated record.
AUGGCGGUCUUCAAUGCCCUUCGGCAUUUUCAGACUGCAGUGUCGGGACGCGCGGUUCUGGUGCGACAAUACCACGGUCGUGGCUUAUGUCAACCGCCAAGGAGGCACCCGGUCGGCGCAGUUGUGCGCCCUGACUUGGGAGCUCCUUCACUGGUGCAUCCGCCAGGGCGUUGCUCUGUCGGCAGCCCACAUCCCGGGGGAAGAGAAUGUGACAGCCGAUGCCCUCUCCAGGGGCUGGAUUGCCCCGACAGAGUGGUCCUUGCUCCCUCAGGUGGCACAGACCCUCUUCCGGCUGAUCGAUCGACCCCACGUAGACUUGUUUGCCUCACGGGCAAACAAUCAGCUGCCAACGUAUUGCUCAAGGGUUCCAGACCCCAACGCAUGGCAGAUCGACGCCCUGUCGAUUCCGUGGGAGGGCCUCCUGGCUUACGCCUUUCCGCCAUUCUCACUCAUCCCCCGGGUGUUGACCAAGAUAGAGACCGCCCACUGCCGGGUGCUCCUCAUAGCCCCGUUCUGGCCGCGUCAGCCGUGGUUCCCUCGACUCGUGAGGCUCCUGGUCCACCGCCCGGUGGUCCUGCCUCAACGUCCGGAUCUCCUUUAUCAACCCAGUUCCGGGAUGAUUCAUCCGGCCCCGAGGGAACUCCACCUGACGUGCUGGGUGUUAUCACCCAGUCGCUCCGCACAGCAGGCCUUUCACGCCGGGCUGCAGAGCUUGCCGCCCAGUCGAGGCGUGCCUCCACUCGUAAGGUCUACGAUUGCCGACUACGCCAUUUCUUUAAAUGGUGUAGACGGCGAUCUAUACGUCCCCCCAGUGCUUCUCUGAGGGACGUAGGGGAUUUUCUUCUCUACCUGUACGAGAGUGGGCUAGCCACCGCCACGGUCAAAAAUUACCGGUCGGCCAUCGCAGCCAUUCAUGAAAGUUUUCCCGAUGGCUCCUCGAUUUCUUCCAAUCAAGCGAUCUCUCAGCUGGCGCGGGGCAUGUUUGUAUCCCGGCCUCCGGUACGCAAACUUGUCCCGUCUUGGGACCUCCAGAGUGUCCUCUCCACUCUAGCAGGUCCCCCAUUCGAACCCCUCAGCAACGCUCCUUUGCUGCAGUUGUCGAUAAAGGUUUCCUUUCUGCUGGCGGCUGCUACGUCGCGCAGACGUAGCGAGCUCCACGCCCUGACUUUGGCACCGGGUCACAUUCGUUGGGAACCCGGUGGUGUCCGGCUGGUUCCUUCCGCAGGUUUUCUGACAAAGAAUCAGUCUGAUUCUUUUCAGCCUCCGGACAUUUUCGUUCCAGACUUAAAAUCCUUCUCUGCGGUUGCGGCUGAAAGGCUUUUGUGCCCUGUCCGCGCGCUUAAAUGGUACAUAAGCCGCACCAAGCCUAUCCGCUCUGGCCAUCACCAACUAUUCUUGGCCUCGACAACCCCUCAUCAACCGGUAACGUGCGAUACCAUAGCCCGCUGGAUCGUUACCGCCAUCCGCUCCGUUCCGGGCGGGUGGCCGGCGGCCGAGGGCAAUAUCCACGCCAACGACGUACGCGGGGUGUCGUCCUCUUGGGCAUUUUUUAAAGAAUCAAUGACAACAUGGAUAAUGGGCGAUUCGAUUGUAGCCAAUGCGGGAAAGAAUGGAGACCAACUACCUGGGGGAUGUCGCACUAUCGGGUCCAGUCUGUCAGGGGCAAGGUGUGCUGACCUGAACAGUCAGUUACGGAGGCUGAUUGCACAGAAACCAGGCUCCGACGACACUUGUUCUCCACAUAGGGACCAAUGA